UCCGUGCCGGCGUCGCAAGCACCAAGUCAGCGUCGGUACCUCUCGCAGCGUAGCAAUCUGCAACGGUCGCAGGUGGUCCGGACGGGCCGUCGACCGCCGGCAAACUACUAUGAAAGCGUGCUCCACAUGUCCGGCCUGAGCCUGGAGGAACCGGGUGGUGCGGUAGUCCUCAAGUGCGAACCGAUCGUGUUUAUGCACAAACUAAAGAGCGUCCUCCGUACGAAUGUCGAUUACCCGGCCAACAUCGAUCGCUUCAUAGCCGGCAUCGAGGCUAUCACCGCGGGCAAUCGAACCAACUUUUCGAAGCUGCUCGAGUGCUGCCAGGUGCAGCCGGCGGACCUCUCGGAGGCCCGCAAACCGGUGCAGGAGAGUUUGAUGAAAAUGUUUCUCUUGGUGGACUUUCUGCAGCUGAAGCUGAUUGAGCUGCUGUUCGCGUACCUCGGCAAAGAGCUCGAUAAGGUCCGAGCGGAAGCGGCCACCGAAGACUCGAUCGUGGGGUUCGUGCUGUCGCAGCUCAAGUUUAUCGAUCACGUCGCCAACGGGGACGUGGUGUUCGCGCGGGUGUUCGAGCUGCUGGCCAAAGCCAACCGGGCUAGUGUCGUGUUUGACGAGAUCAUCUUCAGCAUGGAGGACGUGAUCGACGUUUCGAAGCACGACGAAGCGCUCGAACGGUUGGCGAAGCUACGGCCGAAACCGGAAGAGCUCAUCACCCCGACCACGGUCGAGGUGUUCACCGAGAUGUGCCUGAGCGUGGAGACGCUGCAGAUGUUGCGCCGCAAGGUGGUCCAGUAUGCUGCCGACGGUUGUCCCCUCCACUACUAUCCGUCGUUGGUGAAGAUGAUGCUAAAAUUCAAUCGCACCGCAGAGCCGAUGGAAAACAUUUCUGGAAUCGUGCGCGAGGUUCGCAAACUACUCGACACCGGAACGAACGCCGACACGUGGACGGCUGGCGAAGGAUCGAUGGCCGACGACUGUGCGGAGCGGAUGCUCCGGUGCGUCUACCAGCAAAUGUCCGCCUCGGCGGUCUUCUUCGACGCAUGGGUCGCGAUCGUUCGACAGCUACCGACGGCCGAGGAGCACCUGCCGGUCGAUCUACUGCUCCUGACGAUGGCCACCACCAUCAACGAGGUGAAAGCGCCGCGAAUUCGCAAGCUAACGAUCAAGAAAAUCUCGCAACAAUAUUUUACCGACGCGCACACCGACCAGUUGGUCAGUGGGUGCUUCCGGCGGGUGUUGCAGUCGCAUCUGGACAGUUUUCUGCAGCUGAUCGAGUGUUGCACGCGCGAGAAAGCCGAACAGGUGUGCGGUUUCGGAGUGGCCGCCCUGAGCGCACUGUUCACGCUCGAUCAAUCGAUCGUCACCACCGACAACCGGGUGCUGCUGAAUAAGAUCGUCGGGUUCAUCUGUGAGAUGGCGUCGGCGAACAUGAUGAGCCGAAACGACUUCCUCAUUGGCCGCUGCAUUGUGGCGUUACGUAAGCUUCACGAAUCGCACCCGAAGGAGAUCGAGCGGAGUGCGGAGUUGCUGCUAAAAAUUCUUGACGUCGCCCCGGAACUAACGCUGCGCCAGUACCGUCCACUGAUCGGGGUGAUCUACGCGGCGGCCAUUCCACGGCAGCACCCGGUUGGCGGCGGCGGUGACGCGGAGUCGAGUGCAAUACGCGACAAUCUGGAGAUCAUCGUCAAAAAGCAACUGCUCUGCGGUGACAAGGACACGAAGCAGAAGGGCAUCGUUGGUCUCGUGCAGAUGGUGUACGCCCUUUCGCUCACCGCGGAAGCCGAAGCCGGUGUGGCCGUGCUGAGCUCGAGCUUCGAUUCCGAGCGCUCGUUUGGCACGAUCAGUGAGAUCCCGAGCGAGAUCGGGCGAACGCUGGCAAACUUGCUCAGCACGCUGUUUCUGUCCACCAACCAAUCGCCGGAUUUGCUGGCCAUCUGCUACGACGAGCUGGCCACGAUGAUCGGUCAGCACCGUCUACGAUCGGUGCCGGUCUGGGAGAAAACGUUCAUCAUGUGGCUGUGCGACACGGUGACGAUGGACUUCCAGAGCCACUUCCUGGUGGCGGAUGCUCCCCAGCUGCGGUCAGCACCGAUAACGCUCGCACGACAGCUGCGUAUCAACGGUGCCGAAGUGGAAGUAGAGCAGAUCGCCGUCAAUGUGGCCGGCGUGGUGCUGGCACAGCAGAGCCGCACCUCGGUCGUCACCUUCCUGGCGCCGAUCUUCCGCCUGAUGCGAACGCUGCAUGCCGUGCGCUACGAGGGAUCGCUUGAGUCGAUCAACGCCCUGCUCGGCUGUGCGAUCAUCGUGCCCGACUUCUACGGCAACACCGUCGAAGAGGAGCGCCGCUUUUCGGUCGACGAGUACGACGAGACGCUCUGCACGCAACUGCUCGACGUGUACUUCUACCUGGCCAACUGGUUCCGCGAGUGCAUCAACGCAUUCAUCAACCAGCCGGACGACAUGAUGCGCCGUAAGGUGCUGGAACGAUUGCGCGAGCUCGUGAAGCUGGAGCACCAUCUGGGCCGGAUGUUGGACAGAAUUUCAGCCGAGAGCGAGUAUCUGCCACCACUGGCAACCGAUCGCAUGGAGGGCAGCAGCAGUGGAAUGGUGCCGAAGAAGGUGGCCAAAGUGCCGGAACCGGCUGUCGGGGCCGGUCGCGGUAAGAAGGCAUCGUCCCGGACUCAGCUGGAUAGAACCAUCAACUUGGAUGGCACACUGAACUCCCCCGAGCCGGGGCAAGAAGCGGCCGUGGGACAGUUUAACGAGCACAGUCUUCUGGUGCGCUAUCCGUCCGCUUUCCGCUGCAUCGAUCCGCGGGUGGUUCGGUUGUUUGACGUUCCAUUGAGACCGGUCCGUGUGCUUGACGAUCCGGAGCAGCGGGCCACCUGUCUCGCGUUGGCCGAGUAUCGUUUCGUGCUGGAGAACGUCACGCUGGCACUCGAACAACCGGAGCUAGAAACAUUCCAACGCCGCACGAUCGAUCGCUGGUCGGACAUUGUCGAUCGCAUCGCACUGCUGGCGACCGCACUGCGGGAGGCCACGGAACGCCUUCAACCCGUGCCGGCAGCGGAACUGAUGCCACUGAAGGCGUGCUAUCUGUGGAGUAUGCGACUCACCACGGCCCUCCUGCGGUGGAAGCGAUUCCGCGAGCAGCGUGGCCGUGCCGACCUCGAGCGAGUGCUGCGUGUGCUGGUCGAGAAGCUAACCACAGCCAAAGGGCAGCCGAUUGCCGACGGUUGCCUCCUGCCGGAGCUUGCCACCAAGCUGCUGCAAGAAGUCAUCACACGCGAAUCGUGUUUCGGUGAUAUGUCGAUCGCGGCUCAGAUGUAUCAGCUCGGCCGGACCAUCGGGGAAGCCGGAUGUUGCGCCGUGGACCGGACCGUGGCGUCAAAGGCCAUUGCGCGUUUCGCACGCACCAUUCUCACCGCACCGGACCUGAACACGGCGGACGGUGGCAAAUCGAAAGCGACACAUUUCGUGACACUCCUGGACGGAAUGAUCGGUGCUAGCAUCGGGAUGCGCUCACUCAAGCAGCUAAUCGUCGAAGUGGGCCAAGAUCUGGUCGCGAUGGAAGAGCGAACGGACAGAUCCAACGCUUCCGAUGGUGGCGCCGUGCGUACGUUUCCAGCGUUCAAGCGGCCACAGUACUCGCUCCUGUUCAAGGGUCUCUGCCGGGCGUUCGUUCGCGCGCUCCAGGAGGACAUACGCACCCGAGGGGCAGGCGGUGCCGGGGGCCCCGGUCGCCGGCUGGAACUGUGGGAGUUGGCCUGCCAGACAGCCGCCGAGCUGACCGGCAUCGUGAAGCGCCCCAAGCAAUCGGCCAACUUUGGAGUGUACCUUCGGUUUGCACAAAUCUUUAUCAAGCUCUUCCUCAAGAGUGGCCUCCCGGUGCUGGAGUCGAUCCUGCGCAGUUCCGCCGAACGGGCUUCGGCACUGCUGGCGAAGUUGCAGACCACCACCCGGUACCUGCACAGCGUGUGCUGUCAGGCCAAGGUCAGUGGCAAAGGGAGCACGGCCAGUGCGGACGCGGGCGCCGUGGCGCAGAUACCGUGCGUGCGCGAGUGCCUCGAGCAGCUCGUGUAUCGCGUGAAGGCGGCCCUCGUGGCGAACCGUUGCUCGGCCGUCUUUUGGAUGGGCAAUCUGAAGAACAAGGACACACUGGGCGACCUGAUCGUGUCGCAAUCGACGCCGUCGCCCGACGGAAGUGACGACGGGGACCAGCAGCAGCAGCAGCAGGACCACGAACAGGAGUCCGAUAUCGCGGAUGAGUUGAGUGACCACGAAGUGACCGCGGAAGCCACGACGGCCAACCGCAACGUUAGCCGUCAGCGUCAGAGCCACUCGCGAUCGAGUUCGGCCAGUCUAGCGAAAUCAUCACAGAGCAAAUGCUUCUAG
Anopheles bellator is the source of this 4392-nucleotide messenger RNA. RefSeq names its product Fanconi anemia group D2 protein homolog (gene Fancd2). Gene Ontology annotation, cellular component: condensed chromosome; nucleus. The annotation marks the transcript as partial. The record is from RefSeq and is a predicted model, not a curated record. NCBI's taxonomy places the organism in Eukaryota, Metazoa, Arthropoda, Insecta, Diptera, Culicidae. The transcript has 3 exons. Gene Ontology annotation, molecular function: DNA polymerase binding. Gene Ontology annotation, biological process: homologous chromosome pairing at meiosis; mitotic intra-S DNA damage checkpoint signaling; double-strand break repair involved in meiotic recombination.